UUUGCAAGAUUUAAAGUUGGAAUACUUCAGAAUAAAAUCAUAAUUAAAUUAAAGCUCAUAGUAUUAUGACAGUAUUGCACAUAAAAGAGCAAUAAAAAGAACUACUUUACAAAUAAAUAAAUAAAUAAAUCCCUUAUUAAUAAAUAAAUAACUUCCCUUAUUUUGCAACAACAUGCCUUUACCUUCGUUUUAUUUAUAUUUUUGUAUAUAUUAUCUUAAGUCUUAUUCUCCUCUCUUUUCAUAUAGACACACACACACACACACACACACACACACACACACACAAACAGGGAUUACUAAAGUGUUUCUAUUUCUGAAAAUAUUCAUCAUCGGGCAAUCAGCACGGUAUUGUUAAAACUUUGAAAUGAAUGUGAAAUAAACAGAGUGACUGUAGACAUCAUUGGUAGACCAUGCAUGGUUUUCCCUUGUGAAGCGCGAGCCCACUCCACACGGCUCCCAACACGUGCGUUUGAGGUAGCCACGCCCCCAGCCUUCGUAUUCACGUGUAUACACGCACAAUCGUUUCUCAUUGGCAGAAGCCACUGAGAGUAGCACGGGGAAAAUGUCUAUGCAACGAUGCUCCCUGCUAUGUCUCUAGAUGAUACAGAAGAUUAUCGUCUUGAUUAUCUGAUACCAGCACAGUAAUUAAGCUUGCACUAAAUAACACUAGCCAACGUGCGUCAUCACACACUCAAACACGUGAUACUGAUUAAUGAGCACACACACACACACACACACACUCGGUUGUCUGUAACUGUGUGCUAGAUAUCAUUAAUUCUUCUGGGAGCUGUCAGCUGUCUCGCGCCUGUCCCUUUCCUCCACUCCACGUGCCCUGUGACGCAGCAAUAUCCCACGUCGGAGAUUGCUGCAUGGUUAUUGGCCGCUCAGGAUGUCACUCAGCAACAGAGCUGUCGAACAUUCAGCUGAAACGAACGGCUGCGUUAACGGGAAUGUAAGUUCCGAACAGGCGCGCGCGCAACAAACCAGGAUGAAACACCGCGCAAAGCACAAGACACAAGAACAGCGCGAGCGCAAGGCCAAGCUGUAGUAUUACAUAAGCAGAGAAGUGGAUUCAGUCAUUGUGCAGCCAGCUUGAACGAUGAUGAUGAUGCAUGGGCUAAUACAAACCUGCAGAAUGAAGUGAAUAAGUGAUAAGCGACUGAUUAUCUUCAGGAAUAAUACCCACAAUGCCCCAGGACAUGAGUUGUGUGGGGAGGUGUGCUGCCCUCCCAGGCAGUAAAAAUGCUAAGGAUAAAAGCAACAUUUCUUCUCUGAUGUCCAGAAAAAAAGUUCACACACAGCAGAUGAUGAAUGGAAGAAACUCCCGCUGCAGUUCUGAGAAAGAUUCAGGUUACUCAGAUGCUGGAUCUGACUACCAGCAAACAGAUGUAGAUGAUCAACACAAUACUGUGACUGAGCUGAAGGGCUGUAAACCUCAGAGUACAGGAGAUCAGCGGAAGCACAUCCUGGUAUCAGGACAAGCAGAGUUCACUCCAAUGUUUAUCAUAAAAAAUGUAGUUUUAAAACAGUCGGGACAAUCAGGACAGGAUCAGGUUCUCCAGUCUUUGUGGGGAUCGAAGAACACUAAUGCUCAAAGUAAUCUUCUUUUGCUGCAGCAGCCUAGUAUCACUGUCUCUCCAAUCCAUGUUCUUACACCACAAAUACGAAGAGCUGAGAGUAAGAACAAAAAGAGCAAAAAUUCACACCUCCCCAUCCUCAACUCAUAUCCCAAAAUUGCUCCCAAUCUGAACAAAAAGAAAACAGAGAAACCCCUAGCCAGCAGGGAGGGCAGUUCAGAGGAGCACAGCCUGAGUAAGAGAGUGUGCACUGAGGAUAGUAAAGAGGAAGUAUCUGUAUCUACACAAGUGUCUGAGAAGCAUCCAAAUGAGCAGCCUGAGAGCCACAUCCAAACUGACUCUCAUUCUUUCUUACCUUCAAGCAGUGAUUUAGAACAGACGAGUUCAUGCUUCCCACCUCCAGAACUAAAAAUCACGGAAACACCAGCCUCCAUGAGCUGGUCCUCUGUUUCCUGUUCAAAGACUUCCUCGUCAUCCUUUUCACCUUCUUGUUCUGAACCUGCCGCACUUUUGCUCCCCACCAGUAAAAUGAACCUUUCAGGAGGCUUGGUCCCAGACUCUACCAUUGGCUUGACCCGGCACCGCCGCUUCCUCAACACAGUGGAGAUAUUGAGCCAGUCAGGGUUGCUGGACAUUACACUAAGAACACAGGAGCUGCUCCGCCAGAGUGCUACCACAGAGCAAAACAUUGCUCAGCUUAGUCAGCAUGCACAUCUGCUGUGCCAGGCUAUCCACGCAGGUUCCAACAUGCCCGCUUUAGAGAAAAUACACCGAAUCAUGGUUGAGUCAGGUUGCUAUCCAAAUCUCAGGAGCUUGCUUUUUAUGGCCAGUGAUAACGGAGCGUUUGAGGCUGACAGCAAUUCCAGAAUCAAUGCCAUGAUCACCUAUAGACAUGAGUUUAAUGGACAGGAAGGAGUUGCACCUCCCUCCCCCUUUCUCACCACUGAGCCAGUCAGGGAUUUUAUAUCAGCAAAUCAGCAGGACUCAACAUUUGGCACUGACUGGUCGAUGGCCCAUGGGAAGCACCAGCUUCACAAACAGCUUCAUGUACCUCCAGACAGCUCAAAUCGUGGGGUAACUGCUGUAGAAACUUAUACAGAGUAAUUGAAGAUUGACUGAAAUAAAUACAGUAAUUCAAAAACACACAAAUAUACAUCCAUUUACAUUUACAGCAUUUGGCAGACGCCCUUAUCCAGAGCGAUGUACAUAAGUGCUUAAAUCUCUAACAUUGAAUACAUUAAUGCUGGUUC
Tachysurus fulvidraco (yellow catfish) is the source of this 2827-nucleotide messenger RNA. RefSeq lists its product as uncharacterized. The record is from RefSeq and is a predicted model, not a curated record. NCBI's taxonomy places the organism in Eukaryota, Metazoa, Chordata, Actinopteri, Siluriformes, Bagridae. Gene Ontology annotation, biological process: negative regulation of DNA-templated transcription; negative regulation of circadian rhythm. The transcript has 5 exons. Gene Ontology annotation, cellular component: nucleus. Bases 1188 to 2681 code for a protein of 497 amino acids.